AUGUCGGUCCGCAUUCAGUUUGAUCAGCCCGAACAAAGUUGCUAUACCAAUCUCGACUUCGUCUCGGGCAACGUUAUCCUUAUCCUCCCGCAAGAUGCGACCAUCGCUGCGGUCACCGUCAAGCUCGAAGGCGAGAGCAAGACGCGACUCGCCGCCCCAAAGUUUCCUGACAAUGAACGCUCAGAUAAAAAGAGGAGUGAGCUAGAGGUACACAAGCUUCUGUACAAGGUCGUUACCGUGUUUCCAGCACCUGAGCUUUUGGAGAAUAGUAGCGGCUCGGCGUUCACGCUGCUGGCUGGCCAAUAUCUCUAUCCUUUCAAAUUCAAGUUCCCGUUCAAUAAUGAUUGUCAGAAGAACCCCAGUACCUUUAAAGACCUGAAGCUCGGCCAUGUGAAUGUGCAGUUCGCGCCGGAGACGUUGAAGCAUGUGAAGAAGACUCUGCCGCCGUCACUGAGCGGAUUUCCAGGGGAGGCGGAAAUAAGAUACUAUGUCAAGGCAACUAUUGUCCGGCCAAAGUUCUUCCAGGAGAACAUCAGAACAAUAGCCGAUAUCAAGUUCUUACCUAUUGAGCCCCCGCGGCCGCCAACCCGUCACGAGGAGACCUUUGCACGGCGGAAAAGACAAUUCCAAAGAUACCCUGCCGAGCCACAGAAGAAAGCACUCUUCGGCAGGAAGUCAUCGACACCAUUAUCCGCUGAGGACGAGCCGCCUGCUUUCCAAGUUGACGCACGCCUUCCGAGUCCCGCCAUCAUUACAUGUAAUGAGCCUCUGCCAAUGCGGAUCCUGGUAGAAAAGCUCAACGACAGUGCGGCAACUGCCUACCUCAAAAUGCUCCAGAUCGAGCUUAUAGGAUACACUCAAGUGCGAGCUCACGACUUAGACAGGACUGAAACAUUGACUUGGGUUCUCAUGUCCCAGGCCAACAUGAACAUGCCUCUUGGAAACCCGACAGACAAAGGCUGCAAGCAGUGGAAACUGCCGUCUCGGCUGUGGGAUGACAUCCCCAUCCCAAACACCGUUUGCCCUUCCUUUGAUACCUGCAACAUCUCUCGGCGGUAUGAGCUGGAAAUUCGUGUCGGGCUCGCACAUGGCAUGGCCGGCGGCGUCCGACCAGAACUCAUCGUCCUGCCGUUGCGCUUGCCGGUGUUGGUGUACUCUGGAAUUGCUCCGCCGCCGAAGCUUCUGGAAGCAAUGGCGAGCAGCCCGCGUCCCCAACCCCAACCUGCGCCGUCAGGUUUGUUUACACCGCAAAGGCCGUCGGCGGCGAACGGGUUACCUUCUCCAUCCGACACACCCCUGGACACACCAUUGGAGACACCAUCGACACCAAUCUCCGAAAUAAAUUCUUAUCCGGCGCAAAUUGGUUCUUACCACCCUGCGCAGGAGUCCGAUAUCCCCGAUGUCGCCCCUCCGUCGUAUGAGGACGCCAUGGCUGAGGAUAUAGCACCUGUGGAUGGUCCACGUCGAGAUUAUCAAGUCCCAUCAGAGCCCGAAGUUCAACGGCCAGGCUUCAAUCCUGAUUCAAAAGGGAGUGGACUUGGUAGGAGAGUUAGCGAACGGCUGUUUCCGAGCAGUGCAACGUCGACCCCUACGAGGACAGUAUCGAUGGCGAGCAGCAUGCAGGGCCUGACUAUCGCUGAGGAUGAUAAUCCAGGCUCUCCGAGCUCUCCAAGCUCUCCGCCAACAGAAAACCUGGGAAAGAUGGCGAGCUGGAGGAGGAGCUUUAGUGGGAAGAAGGAAUAG
Messenger RNA from Cladophialophora carrionii CBS 160.54, 1743 nucleotides. RefSeq lists its product as uncharacterized. Gene Ontology annotation, cellular component: cytosol; plasma membrane; cytoplasm. The transcript is spliced from 4 exons. Gene Ontology annotation, molecular function: protein-macromolecule adaptor activity; ubiquitin protein ligase binding. The record is from RefSeq and is a predicted model, not a curated record. Gene Ontology annotation, biological process: ubiquitin-dependent endocytosis. NCBI's taxonomy places the organism in Eukaryota, Fungi, Ascomycota, Eurotiomycetes, Chaetothyriales, Herpotrichiellaceae. Bases 1 to 1743 code for a protein of 580 amino acids.